Molecule: messenger RNA, 1077 nt
Organism: Soboliphyme baturini
Lineage: Eukaryota; Metazoa; Nematoda; Enoplea; Dioctophymatida; Soboliphymatidae
Source: the annotation of a GenBank genome assembly
AUGGCCCUGACGGGUCGAUGCCCAACGAGUCGGUCCAGAACACAGACGGAAACCGUGCCGUUUUGCACGUCGGAAACUCCCGCUCUGGAAGCUGGGCGACGUGCAAACGGCGGCGGAGAUGUUCCUGGCGACCGGGAUUCCUGGGACGACUCUCCCCCUGGGGAUGCCAAGGUGCCUCUCCCAGCGGCUCUUCCUGAUGCCACCCGUCCAGGCCUAGGCCUCCGGGUCGGGGUCCACCGCUGUCCACCCUACCGUCUGGGAGGCCCCUGCCAUCGCCUGCGGGUCCAGAGAAGGCUGGCCUCGGAGGAACGAGUUUGGCAAGGUUCGUUCCGUGGCUCUCCCUUUGGAAACCGCAUCCCUGCCGUUGUUCGGCUUUCCCCUUCCACGCGGUCCGUAGAAGGCCGCUGUGGUGCCACCUGGCGCCCGCACUCUGCUCCUCGGGGCGCGUUCGCAUUACUGCUCCAAUUUCCUUGCUGGGCUCCUGCUAGGAUCCAGGAAGACAUCCGUGUCGUCUUCCAGGUCACAGGCCCUUUUCCUGAAGACGGGAGCAUUUUCCCAAAGUGUGUGACGGGAGACGCAAAGGGCCGUACACCCGGCUUCAGGAAGCACUGUGGAGAAACCGGAUGGGUGUUCGCGCUGGAGGAGAGUGCCGUGCAUUUCACGGGAAGUACCAGCACGGGACACAAACCGUCCUUCAACUUCCCUAUAGCUUCUGGACGACAGAAGCAUGGCCCUGUGUGCGUGUGCAUGAGCGUGAGUGUGUGCGUGCGCGCGCGCGUGGGGCUCGCGUGUGUGUGUGUGAGUGAGAGAGAGAGAGAGAGAGAGAGAGCGAGAGAGAGGGAGAAACCGAAGGAAAGCCCUAUCGACGGACCUCUGAGCACCGUGUGCGCGUUCUCGAAAGUGUGCGUGAAAGGAGGAUUCAAGGGUCCCGCCCUUAGCUCUGAGGAACCAGCCUGUGGCCAGUGCAUUUCCAGCGGCCAUCCUGUGUCGGGAAGACAGCCCCGUGCACGCAGGUCUGCGUCUACGCCGCAGGAAAGCGACCUCGGGCGGAUCCUGAGAUCCAUAGGGCAGGGCUGA